UAUACAACGCAGUGUGUCUUACAUCUAUCUGGUCUGAUUUACAGCAUUGGACCAAACAUGGAAUUUUCCCAGUCGACAAAGAAGAAUAUCAUUUGUGACAGUGUUAUUCUCUACACUGGGAUAUUUACAAAUUUGGGCGUUCUAAUCCAUCUUCACAAGACAUGGAUUUCCAGGAACCGAGUGCAGGUUUACGUUCUGGUUCUGUGUGUUGCAGAUUGUUUGGGGCUUAUCUUAAGACAGUGCGUCGAAGUCGGUCUGCAUACGACAGAAACUUGGAACACUGGGGAAAUCGGUUGCAAAAUCAUCAUGUCUAUUUCAAUGGCUGGAACCUUCCUUGCACAUUUAGUCCUUGUCACUUUCAACAUUGACAACCUCGUUGUUGUGACUUACAAACAGUCUCCAUCACCAGUACGACUCUGUCAACUAGCGUGUGCUGUGCUAAUGACCGCCCUGUUCAUCGGUGUAAAGAUGCAUUUAUAUCACAUUGAAAUACACCCCAUAUACGCCACACUAAGACAGUGCACCCCAUUUGGAAGAAUCUCAGUGGAUCAAGAAUUGAUAUAUGGAGUAGUCGAUGUUGUUGCUGUUGUUUUGUUUCCCGGACUGCUUAUUGCAGUCUGUGGUGCAUUGGCCUUCAUCCACAGGCGAAAUGUUUAUUCUACCGAGAAGGGAGUUCGACAACAAUACGACGACAACGACGACGCUAAGAGAGACCUGUGGGACAUGAAAUAUGAUAUCUUAUAUACCACAACAUUAGACUGCCUUUUUACUGUAUGUUGGCUGCCGUACAGCAUCAUGAAGAUGUUUCUUCUUACACACACAGGACUGUUCCACGAAAGAAAUCAUUACUUGAAGAUAUGGGAUGCUUUAACGUAUCUGUCUAUGGUAAACCACUGCUUUAAUCCUCUUGUCUACGGUCUUUUCUUCAUAGUCUACGGGAGAAAGAAAACUCCAGUGCAUAUAUAGUGAGGCAUCAUUGCUGAAUAAUUAGUGAUUGAGUGAGUGAAUUUAGUUUUACGCCGCAUUCAGCAAUAUUUCAACGGUUUGUAAAUAUUCGAG
Molecule: messenger RNA, 1059 nt
Organism: Haliotis rubra (blacklip abalone)
Lineage: Eukaryota; Metazoa; Mollusca; Gastropoda; Lepetellida; Haliotidae
Product: adipokinetic hormone/corazonin-related peptide receptor variant I-like
Exons: 6
Coding region: 58-966 (302 amino acids)
Biological process (GO): G protein-coupled receptor signaling pathway
Cellular component (GO): plasma membrane
Molecular function (GO): G protein-coupled receptor activity
Source: RefSeq, a predicted model, not a curated record